Porites lobata is the source of this 4972-nucleotide messenger RNA. Lineage: Eukaryota; Metazoa; Cnidaria; Anthozoa; Scleractinia; Poritidae. The record is from the annotation of a GenBank genome assembly.
AUGGCUUCCCUAACGGGAAGUUCUCAAGAGCAGCGCCGAUGGUUAGUGGUGGGUAUUGCUCUUCACCAUGUCCUUACUCCGUGCCUCAGAGAUAGGAUCAAAGCCGAAAUGACUCCAUUCUACCAGCAUUUGGUCCGAAGCUUUGGCCUGGACAAACAGACGUACAAAUCUUUCAAAAAGAAUAUUCCACCGUCCACGGUGAACUUGAACUAUGAAAGUAUCAACAAUAACCACAGUGCCCCGCACCGUAGCCACUACGACUACUGUGUAAGGGAUGAGAUGUCUUUGGCCAAGCUGUUUAUGAAACCUUUUAUGGCAAAGUUUAAUGCAUUCGAUAGUUCCUUUGACUCUUCAGCAGCGCUUGCAGUCCUCUGUGGAGCUCUGCCAUUCACGUCUGUCAAACCGCUCGCUGAGAAUGUUAGGUCAGAAGUUCGUAAUAAGUGGGCCCAUUGCGACUUCAUAGCUUGGACGCAAGGACAUUAUGACACUUGCUUUGAUCUUAUGGAGGCUCUUAUCAAAAGACUAAGUUUACCUUCCGUCGAUGAAGCAAAAGCCUUGGAUUCACUGGAACUGUGGAGAACACAAGGUAAAGUGAUUUAUAUUGGCAAAUAUAACGAUGUAAUAGGCAAAAUCUAACAAACCUUCAUCCUACCUGUAGAAACAGUUCUAACAUCAUAAGGCUUGUAUAUGUUUUAACAAAUGAUACCAUUCUGCAUGACCAAAGUCGGUUGGAGCAGUUCGUUACUACAUGUACAGCAUAAAAGGCAAAUCAUAAAUCUAUGUUUUACCAAUCAAGGUAUAACAAAUUUAUUAAUCCAUGUUUUCUUAAUCCAUAGUUUACUAAUCCAUCGAUUUGUACACCAAUAUGGCCCCGUGACGGCAUUUAAAAACAAUCUAUUCUGAGGAGUCUGAGGAGGGGAGGUUCUGCUUCAGUAUUACCCUAAAAAAUUCGAGAAAAGCCUUACAGUGGUUGGGGAGGGGGAAGUACGUCUAAGGGUUAGCAGUAAAAUGCAUGAAUUGAUGGUACUGACUUGAAAGUCACAGUUAUUUGCACAGUGAAAUACUGUUCGACAAUUAUUUUUACUUGCGUCUGAUUCAGUUAUUGUUUUAUAGAGAAAAAAAUUAACACCUAAUCAGCUGUAAUUGCUUGUAGGGAAGAGCAGGGCUACUGAACAGCUGAGUAAAACUGGAAGGAGGUUAUUCCCCUUGUAUUUUCUUGUACAACCCCAGGCAUUUUAAAUUGUCGUUCAUUUAUAACGUCUCCUUCAAUAUAUGCCUAAUUCAAUAACUGUUGCGGCUUUGGCAAUUGGUCAUUGGUAAUUGGGCAUUUAGGUAUAUAGUUAUGGAACUCACUGCAAUAAUUUGCCUCAGUGACCACCAAACAAUAGCAUCACAAUGUGUAAUUCUCAAUGCCCAAAGCAAGCUUCAUUGAAUCAGGUAUAUAAUAAUAUAUGGUUGCCAAAUACGACGCUAAAACUCAUUUAGUAGGUAUUAAAUACAGGAACUUGAGACAUUACAGGCUCUUAGUCCUGUCCUGGUAGACAACGUACUAAGCGAAAAUGGAAUGCCAAGAGGUUUAAGGCCUGGGUCAAAGAGAUGUAUGGUUAAUUGACAAUAUCUCUAGCUGGGAUUCCUAGAACAAGAUGAAUUUCCCCCAAAAGUAAAUCUUGAGGUCCUCUUGUGCCUUAACGUUUAAUUAUGGUCACGUGAUCAAAAAUUUAAAAUGAAGGAAAUUUUCGAAGAAGUGAGGAAUUUAUAUUGUUUUGAUAAAGAAAUUAGCGUUUCUGAUAGCGAAUUAAUAUACUUUACGUUCUAAGUUUGGAAUGAAUGUACUGGAAGUUUAAAAUUAAAGUUUUGAAUUAUUCAAAUUAAAUUUGCGCUUUUACAGUCAAACUAAGUCAAGCGUACCCCCCAAGAUUCUAUUAAUGAAUUGAUUAUUUGAAAAAUGAAUCCGUUAGUCGUUCCCGUAACUGGUGUCAAAUUCAAAGCGGCGUUUCUGCAUGCGUAAUGAGCAGUGAAUAUUUUACGAGAACUUCUCUGUAUUUGGUCAGAUUGGAAAUCUUUGAAUGGAUUAAGCUUCUUAGAAGACAUUUACAUCAAUUUCAGGAAAAUGGAGCUGGUAGAAAUUUCAUAACUGCCCCGCGUGCGAAUUCACGGCUCAUUGCACAUGCAAGAAUGCAGAGAUCAAUCUGAAAUCUACAACGAGCAACGGAUUCAACUUUUGAAAAAUAAAUUCAUUAAUUUAUUCUUGGGGGGUACACUUGACCUGGUUUGACUGUAAAAUGAUGUCUACUUUGAUAACUUUUUUUCAUUGAAGUGCAAUGCACAGUCAUUCCAAACGUGAAGUGUUAGAAAUAUUUAAUAUGAAUGAGAAAAAUGUUAUUGCUUGAUUUUUUGUCUCAAAGCCGUCACCAAUUUGUCAAUUAUUGCAGAUUUUUAUUAAAAUGGUCACGUGAUCUAUCAAGCGACUUACCAGCACAAUAUUUGUACCUUAAAAUGUUAAGAAAGAUGAGCCCUUUUCCUUAUUUGCGGUACAUUUCACAUUAGCUCCAUCCUCUGUUUUGACGUUAUAGCCAAUAAAUCAUACAGUAGGUGAACUCAAAAUUGGCUGAAGGCUUUUUAAGAUUCCAAACCUGAUUGUCACUGUUAAUUCUUGGUAAACCAUACAUUGCACCCCUUAACUCGUACAUUCCACGAAUGGUUGUUUGUAUAUAUUUCUGCAUUGCUAGUGCCUCAUUUCUUCUUUGACAUGUCCUCAUCUUUAACAGCAGUGACCAAAACGAAUCUAUGUUGGUAAAUUAAAAUUGCAGCUUUUGGGCUCGUUCUUUUUAUCCUACCCAAAGAACGUUUCCGAAUACUGAAAUUUCUGAAGAUUCAGUUGAAAUACCUUAAGCGGUCCCUUUCCUUGCAGGCUACUAGCUUUUCCAUGAGAAAAAAGGGAAACAAAGAAGAGCCUUAAGAAUAAUAUUUCCAAACUCUAGUUAUCAACAAGCUCUAGACCAAGCAAAUUUGACAUCGUUAGCAGAUCGCAGGAUAUUCAUAUAUAAGAAGUUGAUGGCGGAUAUGAGGAAUGAGAGCCACCCCAUAUCUUUCUUAGCUCCACAAGUUAUGACAAGAUCUAUAGCAUAUCAGUUAAGAUCAGGAAAUAGUAAAACCACUACAACAAUGAAAAGGACAAAGAGAGCAAAUGACUCUUUUCCUUUUAGGUUUUCUUGAUUCCAAUUAUUAUUGUAAUACUUAUUAUUGUAAAUAGACUUAAUUAUUAGUAUUCAAUUGUAAAUUGCACUGUUUAUUAAGUUUUUAACUGCCAGAAGUAUUAAUAAACUAUUAUUAUAAACAAGCAAUAACUUUUAAUCUAACGUUUAUGUUUACUGAGUAAAAUACCUCUUUCUACGCUCUCUACUAUUAGGCUUGUUUACCGAGGUCCCGUCGUCAGGCACUUAGAAUCGCGACUUUGGUCCUCGCGUUUCAUAUUGGUACGACCAAGAUAGCUCUUGUUACGUUUUUAAGUACCUGUUUUCAGUUAUUAAAUCUCCUGCAAUGUUUUUCUACAGGGAAAGACAUAUGUCUCGGAAAGCCCCUUGACGACACUCUUCUUCAACUCGUACGGCUGGAAGUUCAACAACUAUCUGACUCGUUGGAUAAUCUAAAGGACGAAGACAGUCGCAUAUACGCUACUCUUGACCUUCUUAAAUCUGAGUUCGAUGAGGCCAUUGCCUUUCUUCAAGAAAAGCAAGCUGAGUUAGAAGUAACUUGCAAAGAACUUAAGCAACAUCAAGAAAUGUUCACUGAGAAAAUGAGCGCCAAGGAUAAGGAACUGGAGAUGUGCUGGGAAAUUACACAAAAAGUUCAACACCUCUGCAGACGUUUAGAAGUGAAAGCCAAUUCUAUGCUGCAAGAUUUGGAUUUUUUGAAAACAGCCGUAAAAAGCCUACCACAUUCAGAAGAUAUUGUCUUUGAUGCCCCAGAGCAAACCAAGUGGUUUACGGAAAGAGAAAAAGAAAUUGAAAAUAUUGAAAAGUGCCUACCACUGAACGAACGCAGAGAAUUAAAAAUGGCAGCCAUUUGUGGUCUCGGGGGAUGUGGAAAGAGCACUCUAGCAUCUUACUUUGCUUGGAAACGUAAGCAAGAGUACGAAGGAGGUGUGUUUUGGUUCUCUAUGGAGGACGACAGAAAGUUUGAAAGCUCUGUAAGUGACCUCGCUCUACGUUUAGGUAUUGAGGCAAAUUCAUUUGAUUUGACGCUGGCCAAACUUCUUAUGUGGAUCUCCAAGCUGGAAAAACCUUGGUUGAUGGUUCUUGAUGAUGUCGACCAGCCACACCUCUCUGAAAAUAUGCACACGGUUCUGUCUGGUCGGUGGAAAAGACGUGCAGGCGGUGACAUACUUCUAACGACAAGACGCGAACCAAAGGAGGUGUAUGGGUCUGUGGAUAUUGACCCAUCUUGCUGUAUUGAGCUCUUUUCCUUCUCAGAAGAAGAGGCCAAGGAGUUCCUUUUAGUCCGAUGUGGUUGUGCUGAUACAGAAAAUGAAUUGGUGUUAGAUGAUAUAGAUGAGCUGAUUUGCGAGCUAGGUUGUCUUCCUCUUGCUUUAGAACAAGCUGGUGCACAUAUCAAAGCUCUUCAGUGCUCUAUCAAAGACUAUCUUCAAGCGUACAGAAUUCAGCGACUGCAGUUGCUAAGUCAACAUCCGCGUGCAAAACCGUCUUGGGAGUACGAGUCUAAAAACCGACUCGCUGUGCACACCACGUGGCUUUUAAACUUUGAAUAUGUUAAAAAAUCACCGCAAGGGGAAUUGGCAUCAAUAUUCUUAAAAGCCUCGGCCUUUUUUGCAUCCAAUGAAAUCAACGAAGAGCUUGUCAUCUGUGAGGUGCUCUCCACUGAUCAAAGCUGUAAACUCCCCCUGGUGAAGAAUCAGAUCGUGGACAUUUUGACCAAGUUUUCACUUUUCCAGCGGAAAAGUUGCGAUCCCUGA